This is a messenger RNA of Cebus imitator (Panamanian white-faced capuchin), 834 nucleotides long. RefSeq names its product ATPase PAAT-like. Bases 230 to 568 code for a protein of 112 amino acids. The record is from RefSeq and is a predicted model, not a curated record. Lineage: Eukaryota; Metazoa; Chordata; Mammalia; Primates; Cebidae. The transcript has a single exon.
CCCUUUCGUGCUUCCCCGCACAGUUUGAACGCCGCUGCUGAGUCCAGUAGGUACAUGCGCAUGCGUGUCUCUGGUGCCUGCUCUCCCUACCAAAGCCACAGGCGGCGGGUAUUUGACAUGAAGUGAGCCGGAAGUCGCUCUGCCUGCCCAUUUCCACGCGGCCCUGGCCGACACUCGAGCACUGGAAGAGAGGUUCCGGGGCUGGGCUGACCUGGCAGGAGGCGGCGGAAUGGAGACGCGGACCGAGGACGGGGGCCUCACCCGCCGCCCCACGCUGGCCUCCUCCUGGGAUGCCACGGGCAGGGCCCUGACCCACAACCUCCUUCUCACCCGGGCGGGUCUCCGCGCCCGUGACUUCUACUGGGAGGAGCUGCAGGCGCCACCUGCUCCAGGGUGCGCCGGGUCGACGGGAACGGGGUCGCUGCGCUCGAGACUGCCGCGCUCCUCGGGAAGCUGUGAGGGGCGGCGGGAGAGUCUGAGCCCUGGAUCGGGGAGAGCAGUUGGUGCCGGGUCUCUGCCGGGGAGGGGGGCUGCGAGGAGGCCCCGGGGCAUGGGCGGGGGAAGGUGACCCUGAAGGUCCCCGUCAGGCGUGACAGCUCGUCGGGGCCGCUGUCAAAGUCAGUCCGCCCUUCUACCCCCAAACAAGCCAAACUCCUAUCCACCAAAACAGGCUGUGUAAAAAGUCCAGCUAUAGACGACCGCUGUCGACUUCAUUUCGAAAAAAAUACACCUUGUCUUUUCUUGCGUUCUGCUCCCACUCCUAUACACAGUAGGUGUCCAGUAAUUUAUCGGAGAAUCAAUUGCAGGGGACUGAGUAGAACGUUGAUGAUUGAG